AUGUAUAGAUUGUGUUCGUAUAAAAUAUAUUUCCAUAUAAUCAGUGUAUUAAUAGUUUGUGGACAGGAAUUUGAUUCACAAAUUAGUGCAUCCAAUGCAUACAUUCAUAGGAGACCCAUAGGGUCUAACAAUAUACAACCCAUACAUAAGCAUCAACAGCAUAGGAAUCACAAUGUUGUGCUUAACAGAGGAACGGCAGCUCAUCCAACAAUUUCCAGUCGUCCAGAGUUUACCAGUGAAAGACCAAACAGGGAUAGAGAGUCACAUCAUUCACGAAGAGACACCAGACAUCUGACUCAUCCACAGUGGAGACAACAAAUGCCAUACAAUACCAAUGAUGACAAUAUAAAGUCAUUUAAUGAUAAACACCAAAUGUUAUCACAUAAUAGUUAUCAACAACACCAACAAAAACGAUCGCCAAUUCAUCAAAAACCACAGAGAAAACAAAAGCCAUCGCAAGUGGCUAAUCGUAAGACUUUCAAUGAUUACGAUUUUCAACUGCAAAAUACUCGCUAUCCAGAGAUAGUUGAAAAUGAGAGACAUCUAAGAAUUCAGCCACCAUUUAGUAGAGACGAAGAAUUUGGUCAAAAUCAUGGUAUUGAUAGUCUUGAAGAACAUAAUCUGAGACACUUUGUACCCAAUAGUGAUUAUCCGGAUGAAGAGCAUCAUAACAUACAACAAGACGACAACUUAGAUGUAGACAAUAUGAUCGCUAAUCCAGAGAUGCAUUUUAUGAACCAAAUACAGAAUAAUUUUAAUCAUCAAUAUAGACGACCAAAUGCUGAGAUUAUUGGUCACAACAAUGAAAGACCAGAAUCGAGUAAUUUGGGUUUGAAAACAGUUUUACCUAAAAAUAGAGAUAAAAAUCGUAUUGAAUCUAAUAUGCGAUCAUUUGAGGCCUUCUCGAGUGAUAUCAAUCACGAAGAAAAUGACAAACAGUUUCCAAAUUAUAAUCUUAAUGAACAACAAUUUGUUCCUUCAAAUCAUCAGAGUCUACCUGAAGAGCAAACUGAAGAGUAUUUUAAUUCACCGGAAACUGAUGAUCACAAUAAUGAUAAUCAAUACCAAACUAAUCACAAUUACUUUCCGCCGCUGAAUACCAAUGAAGAAGAGUCACAAAAAAUUCCAGCAAAAUAUCAGACAAAUAAAGAAAAUAAUUUACAUUUUUUUGGCGAUCGAUUCAAACAAUCAGAUCCAAAGAACUUCUAUAAUAAUCGACAGCACAAACAAAAUAAAGCUAAUCAACAAAAUAUUCAAAACUAUGGCCAACAAAAAACUACAACUUUUUCCAGAAGUUUCAACAAUCCAUACGAAUCGAUAAAUAGAAACCAUCAAUUCGUGCCGUUUUACGAAAAUUAUCAUAAUUUGCACUCAAAUAAUAUACAAAAGACAACAAAACGACCAAACAAUUUGAAAGGAAAGCCUAUUAAGAAAGAGAUUGCAAUCGUUAGAGAGAUUACCGAAAUUAUUCCGCAAAAUGCCGACAAUCAUCACCUGCUAAAUGACGACCAAUUUGAUGAUACCAUUUCCAUAGCUACUCCUUCACCACCUAAGUUGCCCAACAUUUUUAUGUCUUUCGAUGAAGAAAACGAUCAAAAACUUGUUCAACAACCAGAUCUGGGAAAAGACGAACACUUUUAUGACGACGAAGAAUAUAUGAUAUUAGAUUUUGCCAAAGAAGUYGAUUUAAGUGCCGAUGAAUUGGAAAAAUAUUUUGACAAAGAGUUUAUAGUGGAACAGGAAAAAAACGAAGACGGAACCAAUCAACAGGUUGUCUUCGAUGACGAACCAAAAGAGUCAAAUCAAGAAGUGUCCAAAAAAGAUACCGAAAAGACUAACGAAAAGAUUGAUGAAAAUAAUGACGAUAUGGAACUCGAGUACAAAUCAUCGGAUGAUUUCCACAAAAAUCACGAAAACUUUUUGCAAAAUAUUGAGAAAGAAAAUGAAAAAUUUCGACAAAGAACUGAUGACAAAUUGACAGAAACAGACAGCGAUGAGAUUGAAUUGGAUCAGACAAACAAUACUACAAAUGUUGAGUCCGAUGUCGAAAAAGAGUUGGACUCAAACAGCGAGAUAAAGGACAACAAUGAUAGCGAAGAAGACAAACAAAAGUCGGAUAAUAACAAUAACGACAGUAAUGAACAAAAUAAUAAUAACAAUGGUGUGAACGACAACGAUAACAAAGAUUCAAAGAGUGGUACCAAUGAUACAGAAGAUGACGAAGAAAGUGAAUCAAAACAAGUGUCAGAAAAAGAGGAAAUAAAAGAGGAAAAGACUGAAGAACUGAAAGAAGAAUCAAAAGAAGAACAUUCAGACGAUGAGAAAAAUAAUAACAAACAAAAUAGUGAACAAACAGAAGAAGACAAAGAAAAAAACGAUAAACAAAAUAUAGAUAACAAGGAAAAUGAAGAGACAACUAAUGAUGACAAAAGUGAUGACGAAAAAGUAGAUGAAGACAAAAGUGAUGAUAAGGAAGAUAAAGAGUUAUUAAAAGAAGAAUCAAAAGAGUCGAAAAAUGAGUUAAUAAAAUCAAAAAGAGGAGUCAAUGAAGAACAAGAGGACAACAGAGGACAAGAAUCGGUGGCUAAACAUACGGCUGAGAAAUUGAUUGGUGGAUCAAAUGGUGAUUUAAAUGAUAAGACAUUAGUUGAGAUGAAACCAAACAAAUUGAAUAAAACUCUAAGGAUAUCACAGAACCAUAACUUUGCGCCGGUUUUUAUCGAUCUGAAGCGUAUAAAUCCCAAUCUUAAGAUAACUACUGGCGUUAAAAAUGGUGAGACAGAGCACACCACUCAUUGGCCGACAACAUCUGCUACUGAUAUAAAAUCUGGGAUCAGCUCGCAGUCCGCAAUUGAUGAACACAAGGCUCAAUAUACUAUGAAUUCAGAGUCUAAACCGGCUAUAACUGGCAAAAAUCACACCACCACUGGUCUUAGUAAUAGUCAAUGA
This is a messenger RNA of Oppia nitens, 2949 nucleotides long. RefSeq lists its product as uncharacterized. NCBI's taxonomy places the organism in Eukaryota, Metazoa, Arthropoda, Arachnida, Sarcoptiformes, Oppiidae. The transcript is spliced from 5 exons. Bases 1 to 2949 code for a protein of 982 amino acids. The record is from RefSeq and is a predicted model, not a curated record.